Messenger RNA from Mytilus trossulus (common blue mussel), 3143 nucleotides. Its product is annotated as zinc finger protein 12-like. Gene Ontology annotation, biological process: regulation of transcription by RNA polymerase II. The record is from RefSeq and is a predicted model, not a curated record. Gene Ontology annotation, cellular component: nucleus. The transcript has 3 exons. The coding region runs from base 115 to 2850 and encodes 911 amino acids. Gene Ontology annotation, molecular function: RNA polymerase II transcription regulatory region sequence-specific DNA binding; protein binding; DNA-binding transcription factor activity, RNA polymerase II-specific. NCBI's taxonomy places the organism in Eukaryota, Metazoa, Mollusca, Bivalvia, Mytilida, Mytilidae.
GCUAAAACCGAAAAAAUUAUCCCAAGGUAGUGUCAUGACUGAAAUACAAUCAUCUAUCGUUUUAAACACUAUAAUAACAGUCAAAACAUGCUAAUGAAGAUUAAGUGUUGAAACAUGAAAGGCAGCUUAACCAUUCCUCGACACGCAGAGGACCUGACAAAAUGUAUGUAUGGACUACAACAGGAUGGUACAUUCUGUGAUGCAGGCCUUGAGUGCAAAGAUGGGGUCAUAUUUGUUCAUAAAAUUGUUCUAAUGGCAUGUCGAAGUCCAUACUUGAGGAAUCAAUUGGCGUCUGAAAGUCAAGGUACAAGAGUUUAUGUCAGUCUUAAGAAUUAUUCAUUAAAAACAGUAUGCUGUUUGGUGCAGAUCCUUUAUACAGGACAAUUAAAUGUUUCCCAGGAGAAUGAAUUAAAUUUUAGACUUUUGUGUGAGACAAUAGGGCUAGACAAUAUAAAAUCUGCUGCUGAAAAUGUUAGUCAGCAAGAACAAAAUAUUUAUGAUGUCAAAAGCAUAAACCAAUUGUGUGCUGUUCAAGUUGAAAAGGAAAUAUUAAAAUCCCAGGAUGGGAUCACAGCACUGGUGGCAUCUGUCAAUCAUAGACCAGAUGACAACUUAGUAGACAGUACAAACACAGAUGAUAGUUUAGAGGAUCUAAACUAUGGCAGAAGUGAUGUUAAAGUUGAUGGUGAUACAGUUAAAGGAAGUCAAGAUUCGGAGGUUGAAAGGGAGGCUAACAAAUCUUUGGCUCCGCCUAAAAUAAGAGAAACCAGAAGCCACAAGAGAAGAAAAAUUUACCACCCUGAUAACACUUCACAAGUAAAAGACAAUGCCACCUCGGCUAACGUGGCAGAAAUAUUGACCAUUUCAAAACAGUUGUCUGGAAAAGAUGAAGCCCAGCCAUCUAAACCUGCUUCUUCUUGUCUAGAUCAAACUAAAUCCAGUGUAUGUUAUUUAUGUACAAAAGAAUUUGUCAAUGAACAUGAUGAAGGAGGAAAUAUAAAAGAUCCAAGCAAGACAGUGUGUAUAGAAUGUAUAGUUUUAUGUAGUGAAGUAACCAAUCAUGACCAAGAGAUGGGAACAAAACCAGACCAAACACAAAGUAACAACUAUGAAGAUGGUGGAGAAGACAGUGAUAAGGGUAGUGUUGAUUUGGAAGAGGAAUGUUUAAUCACAACUUGUGAAGAAGGAUCACCACUUCCAGACCACAUUUCCUUAGAAGAAGCUGACUGUGAUCCAUUACCAUGGUUACAAGAACAGAUAGUCAAUGAAAUAAACGAUGAAAUAUCUGAUGAGACCUAUCAAGAAAAGUUAUGGCAUUGUAAAAAGUGUGAAUUUUCUACAGGUGAUAGUAAAGAACAAGAGAGACACCGAAAACGCCACUCUUACCUCGAACAAAAACUCAGAAUGUCUAAACUAUGUAAACAUAAAAAAUACCCGUGUGAUGACUGUGGAAAUGAAUAUAAAACUGAAUGUGGCUUGAUUCAACAUAAAAAAUUAGCACAUUCGGAUAAGCCUAUAUUGAGAUGUGUACUUAGAGGAUGUAAAUCACGUUUCGUGGAAGAAUCUGCUUUACAAAAACAUUUGUUAUGGCACAAAUCACAAGGUGUCCUGAAAUGUAGGAAAUGUGCACAGAUAUUUGUACUAAAGGGUUCACUGAAAAUACACGAGGAUUAUUGUGUCAAAAGAUUAAUGUUUCGAUGUGACAUUUGUAAUAAAAUGUAUAAAGCCAAAGAAACUCUUUCCAAACAUAUGAAAAAAUUUCAUUUUCAGGAGGUUAAAGGAUUCAAUUACAGGGAAUCUGAAGUUGAUCAGAAUAAAGAAGCAAAUUUACCAGUCGAGAAAACAAAUUUAGAAACCACGAUGGAAGAGUUUAAUACUGAUAAUGUUGAGGAAUUUGUUGAACGAGUGAAUGCAAUUUUACUUACUCAAGAGAAUGAGAACAAAAUAAGGCAGACACAAGACAUUUACAAAUGUAAAAGAUGUGAAUUCUCAACAGAAGAUAAGACACAGUAUAUUAAACAUAGAAGACACCAUUCUUACCUUUUUAGCAAGCAAAAGACUGCGGAACUCCAAUCACAUAUUUUUGGUGAUGGUGAUGUUACUUAUGAUGACAUUUAUAAUGAUAAUGAUGAUGAAGAUGACGAGUAUGUUGAUGAUGAGGAAGAGGGGGAGGAUGGGGAGAUUGAUGGUAUUGACAAAACGUUAAACAAGGCUAUAAAUAAGAAAAAAAAGUCAAAAGUUUAUAAAUGUGAGAAAUGUAAUUUUUCAACGAAAGAUGAUAAGGAUUAUGAAAAGCAUACACGCCUUCAUCGUAAUUUAGAACGGAAGGAAACACAUGUUAUUUGUAGAUAUUGUGGGUUACGCUACAGCAACAUGCAAGGACUGAAGAGACAUGAGCUUACUACUCAUUCCGAAAAAUCGUAUAAAUGUAAGGUUAAAUCCUGCAUUGGUGUAUUUAAGUAUAAACAUCAAUUAGAAAAACACAUAUUGAAUCAUAGAACAAGAGGUCUUUUGGCAUGCAAGAAAUGUAACAGGAAAUUUCUUUUUAAAAAUCAGCUAACCAAUCAUGAAGAUAAAUGCAUAAGGAAUAUGACAGCAAAUAAACAAUCACAGUGUCACUUAUGUGGAAAACAGUUUGGGAGAAAAAGUGAAUUGGCAGUGCACAUGAGAAAACAUAAUGAUGGACUGUUGGAUUGCUAUUGUGGUAAAACAUUUGACAAUAUUAUAACUCUUAAUCAGCAUAAAAAAUGUCAUAGUGAUCCUAUGCUUAAAUCUUAUUAUGAAAAAGAGGUUUCCGAGGAGAGUGCAGAUAGUUCAGAUUCAGAUGAAAUGGAAGAUAGCACAUAUUAAGGAGGUAGACCUAGGUAAAGGGAAAUAACUCUUAAAAUCAUCAGUACGUUUGUGUCAACCAUUUUCAUAAAUAUAUUCUAAGCUUCUAGGUUACAUAGAUUAUUUCCAGUCUGCUUCAGGUAAAUGCUUAAAAUUCAAUGAUGAUACUUGACUUUUAUAAACGCAUAACUGAUUUAAAGGGUUAUCUCCCUGAACCAAGGCCUACCCUCUUAAAAUUGAAUUGUGCAAAGUAUAUUCGAAAAGUAAUGAACCAAUGAAAAAAGUAUCUGAAUAAUGGAAAUAAAGAGUGACUU